Erigeron canadensis is the source of this 2016-nucleotide messenger RNA. RefSeq names its product inactive receptor-like serine/threonine-protein kinase At2g40270. The transcript is spliced from 7 exons. The coding region runs from base 292 to 1821 and encodes 509 amino acids. Gene Ontology annotation, molecular function: ATP binding; protein kinase activity. Gene Ontology annotation, biological process: protein phosphorylation. The record is from RefSeq and is a predicted model, not a curated record. Lineage: Eukaryota; Viridiplantae; Streptophyta; Magnoliopsida; Asterales; Asteraceae.
CUGACUGACUCUGUCGUCGUUAACUCCUAUUCUACUACUACUCCUACUCUUUUUAGUCAAUCUCAUCAUAUAUCAUCACACACAUUUUCUUUUUAUCUCCCACCGGCUACCUACCUUUAUUCAUCGGAAAAAAAAAAUAAAACUUGUAUACAUAGACACAUUUAUCUCGGUUGCGAGUCAACUCGGUUGGUGAAUCGGAGGUUUCUUCAAGGAUUUUAACUUUCUUAUUUGAUUGAUUGAUUGAUUGAUUAGAUUCCAAGUGUUUUUCGCCUUGUGUAAAUAGUAUUAGAGAUGAUGGAGCUUUUUAGAUUAGAGCGAUUUCGAAUUCUGAAUUCGGUGUUGAUCAUCUGUUUACUGUUUCAUAGUAUCAAUUUAUGCUUCUCCCUCAACCAUCAAGGGCUUACCUUGAUAAGAUUUAAAGAUAAAGUCGUAAAUGAUAUUGCAGCAGUGCCUAAUCUGUGUUCAUGGCUUGGUGUAGACUGCUCCAUGAGACAAAUUAUGUCUUUGAAUAUUGGUCAAACUGGAAUUAAGUCCCACCGGAAACUGCUACAAUCGGAGAAUAUACAAGUUCCGUCACGAACACCUUCACCUUCCCCGUCACCGUCUCCAUCUCAGCUGCCACCAACAGGUGCACCGGUGGCGCCACCUUCACCAUCUCCUUCCCCUGUAACUCCAGUCAUCCCAGAUCAAACCGUUGCUCCUUCUACAAUCUUAUACCCUCCACCUUCCCUUCCUUCUCCAAGUCCAACACCUGCGACACAACGUUCAAAGAAGAAAAACAAAAACCAUGUUCCUUUAAUAAUAGCCGCUACGAUUGGAGGCUUUGCUUUUGUUGGUGUUGUAGCUUUGCUAUUAUUGCGAGGCAAUAAAGUGGCCACUGUUAGGCCUUGGGCCACAGGACUAAGUGGGCAAUUGCAGAAAGCAUUCGUAACUGGAGUUCCAAAGCUAAAAAGAUCGGAGCUUGAGGCAGCUUGUGAAGAUUUCAGCAAUGUCAUUGGUUCUACAUCAACUGGGACUAUAUAUAAAGGGACAUUAUCGAGUGGAGUUGAAAUAGCAGUUGCUUCUGUGGCUGCACCUUCUGCAAAAGAUUGGUCAAAGCAUCUUGAGAGCAUGUUCAGGAAGAGGAUUGACAUGUUAUCGAAGGUAAACCACAAGAAUUUUGUUAACCUUCUUGGAUAUUGUGAGGAAGAGGUGCCUUUUACCAGAAUGAUUGUGUUUGAGUAUGCUCCAAAUGGAACUCUCUUCGAACAUUUACAUAUACAAGAAGCAGAGCAUUUGGACUGGGGAAUGAGGAUGAGAAUCGCAAUGGGAAUGGCAUACUGUCUAAACUACAUGCACCAACUAACCCCACCCAUAUCACACAAAAACCUUAACUCUUCAUCAGUAAACCUCACUGAAGACUAUGCAUCCAAGAUAUCAGAUUUUAGCCUAUGCAAUGAGUUAUAUGCUGCAAGCCCCGAACAAACCCCUGAAAGCAAUGUUUACAGUUUUGGUGUCAUACUAUUCGAGAUGGUAACAGGUAGAAUCCCUUAUGCUGGAGCUGAUACCGUUGAUGAUUGGGUUAUAGACUUCUUGAGAGGGGAUAACUCCUUGACCAAAUUGGUGGACCCCACGUUAGAUUCAUUCGAUGCCGAUCAACUCGAAGCUAUUAGUAAAGUGAUAAGAUCAUGUGUUGUUUCUGACACAAGAAAGAGACCGAAAAUGAGUGAGGUUACUUCAAAAUUAAAGGAGAUAACAAGAAUAGCACAAGAUGGAGCUACACCAAAGAUUUCACCUCUUUGGUGGGCAGAACUUGAAAUAUUAUCGACCGAAGCAACAUAAUUAACGUAAGUGUUUAUUGGUUUUUCGUCUUAUAAACCAAUGGAACUGGGAAUAUAUAUACAUCUACAUCUAUAUAUGUACAUAUCUAUAUGUUUGGUAGAUGUGCAUAGAUACAAGAGGUUUUUCUUGGGAGUUUGAUUUUUGGAAGUGUGUGUGAGGAGUUUCCGAAGUAAAAACAAGCAUCACUUUCAGUAA